This is a messenger RNA of Chlorocebus sabaeus (green monkey), 1121 nucleotides long. NCBI's taxonomy places the organism in Eukaryota, Metazoa, Chordata, Mammalia, Primates, Cercopithecidae. The record is from RefSeq and is a predicted model, not a curated record.
UCUUGGAAUGCACUGCUGUGGAUAAAAGUGAAUUACUGUACUUAAUUUACCCUUGUGUCUCCCUUCAGGAUGGAUUGUAGGAAUGCCCUAUGGAAAAUUACAAUCAAACAUCAACUGAUUUCAUCUUGUUGGGGCUGUUCCCACCAUCAAGAAUUGGCCUUUUCCUCUUCAUCCUCAUUGUUCUCAUUUUCCUAAUGGCUCUAAUUGGAAACCUAUCCAUGAUUCUUCUCAUCUUUUUGGACACCCAUCUCCACACACCCAUGUAUUUCCUACUUAGUCAGCUCUCACUCAUUGACCUAAAUUACAUCUCUACCAUUGUUCCUAAGAUGGUUUCUGAUUUUCUGUAUGGAAACAUGUCUAUCUCCUUCAUUGGAUGUGGGAUUCAGAGUUUCUUCUUCUUGACUUUAGCAGUUGCAGAAGCGCUACUCCUGACAUCAAUGGCCUACGAUCGUUAUGUGGCUAUUUCCUUUCCUCUCCACUAUCCCAUCCGUAUGAGCAAAAGAGUAUGUGUGCUGAUGAUAACAGGAUCUUGGAUGAUAGGCUCCAUCAACUCUUGUGGUCACACGGUAUAUGCUCUCCAUAUCCCAUAUUGCAAGUCCAGAGCCAUCAAUCAUUUUUUCUGUGAUGUUCCAGCUAUGUUGACCCUAGCCUGCACGGAUACCUGGGUCUAUGAGUGCACAGUGUUUUUGAGCAGCACCAUCUUUCUUGUGUUUCCUUUCAUUGGUAUUAUGUGUUCCUAUGGCCGAAUUCUCCUCGCUGUCUACCGCAUGCACUCUGCAGAAGGGAGGAAGAAGGCCUAUUCGACCUGCAGCACCCACCUCACUGUAGUGACUUUCUACUAUGCACCCUUUGCUUAUACCUAUCUACGUCCAAGAUCCCUGCGAUCUCCAACAGAGGACAAAGUUCUGGCUGUCUUCUACACCAUCCUCACCCCAGUGCUCAACCCCAUCAUCUACAGCCUGAGAAACAAGGAGGUGAUGGGGGCCCUGACACAAAUGAUUCAGAAAAUCUUCUCCAUGAAAAUAUAGAGAAACGUUCUGUCUUAGAGUCAAAGCACAAGGUUCAUAUCAACUUAGCCAUGUACAGCAGUGAAGAAAAACAUUAUUACAUGCCCAGUGUAU